Messenger RNA from Mercenaria mercenaria, 768 nucleotides. Its product is annotated as zinc finger protein 227-like. The transcript has a single exon. The coding region runs from base 1 to 768 and encodes 255 amino acids. Gene Ontology annotation, biological process: regulation of transcription by RNA polymerase II. The record is from RefSeq and is a predicted model, not a curated record. NCBI's taxonomy places the organism in Eukaryota, Metazoa, Mollusca, Bivalvia, Venerida, Veneridae. Gene Ontology annotation, molecular function: DNA-binding transcription factor activity; RNA polymerase II cis-regulatory region sequence-specific DNA binding.
AUGCACGAAGUACAGAAAAGCUUUAAAUGCAACACUUGUGAUUAUUCAAGCUGCGUAAAAGAUAAUCUAAAGAAACACAUGAGAAAGCAUGCCGGAGAGAAGAGAUAUAAAUGUGAUAUUUGUGAUUACAAAUUUAGUGCAAAGUGUAAUCUGAAGAUACACAGAGAGAGUAAACAUACAGGAGACAAACCCUUCAAGAGCAAGAUAUGUGAUUAUGUUCAUUCAAGCAUCUUCCAUAGGGAAGUAGAUAUAAAAAUUCUUGUUAAAAUCACAUUUUAUGAUUAUGCCUGUAUUGUAAACACUGACCGGAAGAUCCAUAUGAGAAUACUUGCAGGAGAAUAUUUAUAUAAAUGUAAAAUGUGUGAUUUUGCAUGUAACCAAUCCACUAAUCUGAAGAGACAUAUGCUUAAACACAUAGGAAUGCGAAGCUUUAAAUGUGAUGUUUGUAAUCAUGCAGUUUACACAAUGUAUAAGCUAAAAUUACAUAUGGGAAUACAUACAGGAGAUAAAUGCUAUAAUUGUGAUAUAUGCGGUUCUGCAUUUAGCUCGAAAAGUAUUCUGACAUCACACAUUGGAACACAUAUAAGGGAGAAACACUUCAGCUGUGAUUUUUGUGAUUAUGCUGGUUAUCAGAGCCAUCAUCUAAAAGAGAAUAUGACAAUACAUACUGAAGAGAAAUCCUAUAAAUGUGAUAUUUGUGAUUAUUCCUGUAACUCAAGAGCUUAUCUGAAGACACAAAAUACAUACAGGAGAGGAGAAGGUCUUUAA